Peromyscus maniculatus bairdii (prairie deer mouse) is the source of this 624-nucleotide messenger RNA. NCBI's taxonomy places the organism in Eukaryota, Metazoa, Chordata, Mammalia, Rodentia, Cricetidae. The record is from RefSeq and is a predicted model, not a curated record.
AUGCAGGAAACAAAAACAUUACCAAUCAUUGGUUGCGUCCACCUCGGACUCGGGUCUCUAGCGCCAGAUCUGGAACCUGGGAGCACACGUUUCCGGGGCAGGGGUGGCGCUGUCCCGCCGAGCGUCAGCCUUGAACACUCACGCUUACACGCAGGCUCUCGCGGGCGGGCAGCGUCCUCCCCGCUGGGAUGGGCGUGGGGCCCAGCGCUCCGCACACCGUCCCCACCGGGCUCGCACGAAGCCACCCGCGGUCACCCGGGCUCGCGGCGAGUGAGCCGCACUGUCGUCAUUCAUUCGCAGUGUCCGGAGCGUCCUUCCAGCUCGCUGCCCCGACGCGCGGUGUCCACGAACGGUGAUCUCGGGCUCGGCGGCAGCUGGAGACCACGGCAGCUUGGGAGCUCGGGUCCCCGCACCAGCUCGCCCUUGAACGCCGCCGCGCCCCGAGACCGAGCCCAGCCGCUCGCUCGCGCCGCGGUGGGCCGGGCCGGGCUUCGAGGCUGCGCGCCCGGCGAGUGCGGCGCCGCGGGGAGGAUGCUGCUUGCUCGGUCCCGAUCCCCGUCGUCGUUCCCGGGCGCCCGCUGGGUCUUUGUCGCGGGCCAGGCGCCGCGGGCCGCCGUCUGCUGA